GGGCGGGGCUGGAGGACGAGGAUCCCCGGCACGUCCUGCCCCGCCGGAAGUGAAGGUGCGGGUUCGACAGCGGGCUCGGAGCGGCCCCUGCCCGGAUGGCAGCAGUAGUUCUAGGGGGAGACACCAUGGGCCCUGAGCGUAUCUUCCCCAAUCACACUGAGGAACUAGGGCCGCAACAGGGUCCUACAGAAGGCACUGGGGAUUGGAGCAGUGAGGAGCCUGAGGAAGAGCAGGAGGAAAACGGGGCAGGCCCAGCCGGCUACUCCUACCAGCCUCUGAACCAAGAUCCUGAACAAGAGGAGGUGGAGCUCGCACCAGUGGGGGAUGGAGAAGAUGUAGUUGCUGAUAUCCAGGAUCGGAUCCAGGCUCUGGGGCUUCAUUUGCCAGACCCACCAUUAGAGAGUGAGGAUGAAGAUGAAGAGGGAGCUACAGCAUUGAGCAACCACAGCUCUAUUCCCAUGGACCCAGAACACGUAGAGCUGGUGAAAAGGACGAUGGCUGGAGUAAGCCUGCCUGCGCCAGGGGUGCCUGCCUGGGCUCGGGAGAUAUCAGAUGCCCAGUGGGAAGAUGUGGUACAGAAGGCCCUCCAAGCCCGGCAGGCAACCCCUGCCUGGAAGUGACCACCCUGAGAGCCGCCUUAGCUCCCUGCAUUCCAGGCCAGAACCAGCACAGGACUGAACACACCCCUGGUUGGCUAUGUAUCUCCACCCUCCCCAUCUCCCUCCCACAUCCAGGCAAAUCAGACUUCUUCUCAGAGACCCACUUUAUUCAGUUCUGUACAUAUGGGGACAUUGGCCCAAGCCCAACCCACCUUAGCAUGUAUCACUCUGUGGAGAAUAAAGCACCCUAUGUACACA
Condylura cristata (star-nosed mole) is the source of this 857-nucleotide messenger RNA. It is a transcript of the gene MEA1, whose product is annotated as male-enhanced antigen 1. The coding region runs from base 96 to 620 and encodes 174 amino acids. The record is from RefSeq and is a predicted model, not a curated record. Gene Ontology annotation, biological process: spermatogenesis. The transcript has 4 exons. NCBI's taxonomy places the organism in Eukaryota, Metazoa, Chordata, Mammalia, Eulipotyphla, Talpidae.